Molecule: messenger RNA, 234 nt
Organism: Aspergillus fischeri NRRL 181
Lineage: Eukaryota; Fungi; Ascomycota; Eurotiomycetes; Eurotiales; Aspergillaceae
Exons: 2
Coding region: 1-234 (77 amino acids)
Source: RefSeq, a predicted model, not a curated record
AUGGAUCUGUCGCAGCCGCCGCAGCCGUUCCUUGAUCCCGGCGUGUGGGAGCGGAUGAAGGCCGCAGGGAGGGACGCGUCGAGGGUUCCAAGUGCUGAGCGGGAGGAAGGGGAGGAAGAGAGGAGGCGGCGGAGGGAGCGCGAGGCGGAGUUUGGGCAGAUGGCUAACAAAAAGCAAAUGCACGUGAACCCUAGACAAAUCUCAUGCCGGCUCGUUCUCGUCGUCAUAUCGUAA